Messenger RNA from Fusarium keratoplasticum, 1239 nucleotides. Its product is annotated as Metallophos domain-containing protein. The transcript has 2 exons. Gene Ontology annotation, cellular component: cytoplasm. The record is from RefSeq and is a predicted model, not a curated record. Gene Ontology annotation, molecular function: hydrolase activity, acting on ester bonds. NCBI's taxonomy places the organism in Eukaryota, Fungi, Ascomycota, Sordariomycetes, Hypocreales, Nectriaceae. The coding region runs from base 1 to 1239 and encodes 412 amino acids.
AUGCAUUGGUUUGCACUUACAGCUGUUGCAUUCGGGACUAUUGUCUCUGCAGGUGUCCCCAAUCGUGCCAAUCAAGCUUUGACUUUUGGACGCGAUGGAACCUUUCAGAUCUCCAUCUUUGAAGAUCUUCACUACGGAGAGGCUCCCAGUACCUACGGGCCUACCCAAGAUGGCCUUACUUCAAAGGUCGUGUCCAGGAUUCUCCGAGAUGAGCGUGACAUAGAUCUUGCCGUCAUCAAUGGUGAUAUCAUCUCUCGUGAUAAUCUCAUGCCUAACAGCACCGGUUACCUCGACCAAGCCCUGAAGCCUCUUGUUGACCGAGGAAUGACCUGGGCUUCGGUAUACGGAAAUCACGAAAACAACAACAUGCGAAAUGUCAAGGAUGUCUUCCGUCGUGAGAAGCGAUUCCGAGGAUCUCGCACUCUCUCCAUGGUUCCAGGCAAGGACGUUGGUAUUACAAACUAUUACCUUCCUGUUUAUGAUUCAAAGUGCACCCGCGGUCAUCGUUGUGUUCCCAAGCUCAUCCUGUGGUUCUUUGAUAGCCGCAGCGGCUUCAACUUUAACGACUUGGAUGAACAAGGAAAGCAAGUGCAGCGUGUGAACUGGGUCGACAAGAAGGUUGUCAAGUGGUUCAUCAAAGAGCGCAAAAACAUUGAGAGAAAGUACAGGACGACCAUCCCGUCUUUGGCCUUUGUUCACAUCCCGCCCAACAUCUUCUACGCUGUACAGAAGGAUGUAGGCAUUGACCCGACCCGCAACCCUGGAAUCAACGACAUGUUCCAGCUGGGCCAGGGUGAGAAGUUUUGCGCGAACGGUACGAGAAGCGAUGGUUGCACUUGGGGUGGCCAGGACAUUCCUUUCAUGGAUGCUCUCGGUUCGACUCGCGGCCUGAUGGGUGUCUUCGUGGCUCAUCACCAUGGAAACUCCUGGUGCUAUCCAUGGACCGACAAGAGCUUGCCUGGCUAUCCCGUGCAACCUUCGGCUGGGGGCUUGAAGAUUUGUUAUGGCCAACAUACAGGAUACGGAGGCAAUGGAGACUGGGAGCGUGGCUCUCGACAGCUGCUUCUGCGUCAAGACCGAAUCAAGAAGGGCGAGCUCGAGACUUGGAUCCGUCUUGAAACCGGAGAGGUUGUUGGAGCUGUGACUCUUAACAGGACCUUUGGCCAGGACGAGUAUCCCCAAUCGCCCAACAGAAAGACUUUCUGCGAAGAGUGUAAGUUUCCCUCCAGACUACGAUGA